Messenger RNA from Verticillium alfalfae VaMs.102, 594 nucleotides. RefSeq lists its product as hypothetical. Gene Ontology annotation, cellular component: nuclear membrane; nuclear envelope. The coding region runs from base 1 to 594 and encodes 197 amino acids. NCBI's taxonomy places the organism in Eukaryota, Fungi, Ascomycota, Sordariomycetes, Glomerellales, Plectosphaerellaceae. The record is from RefSeq and is a predicted model, not a curated record. Gene Ontology annotation, biological process: lipid homeostasis; nuclear envelope organization. The transcript is spliced from 2 exons.
AUGACGCGGCGCGGCGAGACAUGUCACCAAGGCACUCGAAUGCAACACCAGUACAUCCUCAAUGGCUGCGAGAAGAAGGACAGGCCUGCGUUGAAGCCCAUGUGCGAUGAGUGGGACGAGUGCCGCAUUCAGGACCCGGAGUCCAUCAUGCGGGUCAAGAACACGGCCAAACAGGUGGCAGAGGUUAUCAACGAAUUUGCUGGAACCAUGAGCCUUCAUGCCUGGUGUUUCUUCUUUGGCAUCUUGCUUCUCUGCCUCGGACUCAACGCCUGGAGCCAUGUGCAGAUAGGAACGAGCGCCAAGGCCGUGCACCCCGUUCCUUCCAAUGCAGCAGCCGACGUGGGCCACCACCCGCAGCCCUCGGGAUUCCCAGGCGACUCAGCGCAGGCCUACAUGUGGGUGCCGAUACAGACGCCAUCUCAUCGCCGGCAGCUCGACUUUGACGCCGACGGAACAGACACGGAUGGCGCAUCACCGCCGUUCCGCAAGACUAUUCUGCCGCCCCCGCAAACACCGUCGAGAAGGAGUCCAAGUAAGGGAGACUACAGCCGAAGUCCGGUGAAGUACGGGCGAUCCCCGAGUAAGGGCUAUUGA